Molecule: messenger RNA, 618 nt
Organism: Neltuma alba
Lineage: Eukaryota; Viridiplantae; Streptophyta; Magnoliopsida; Fabales; Fabaceae
Product: L-ascorbate oxidase-like
Exons: 5
Coding region: 1-588 (195 amino acids)
Cellular component (GO): plasmodesma
Molecular function (GO): copper ion binding; oxidoreductase activity
Source: RefSeq, a predicted model, not a curated record
AUGCUAGAACCAUCAGCAACGACAGAAGGUGGGAGAUGGGGACGCCUGAGAUUGCGGAGGUUGGGGAUGGGGACACCGGAGAUUGCGGAAGUUCCCGGCCCAACCAUCCGCGCCGAGGCCGGCGACACCCUCGACAUCGCUCUCACCAACAAGCUUUUCACUGAGGGAACCGUCAUUCAUUGGCAUGGAAUUAGACAGGUGGGGACACCAUGGGCUGAUGGAACAGCCUCCAUAUCCCAGUGUGCUAUCAACCCAGGAGAGACAUUUCAUUACAGAUUCAAAGUUGAUAGGGCUGGGACAUAUUUCUAUCAUGGACACUUAGGGAUGCAAAGAGCAGCAGGGCUGUAUGGAUCGCUUAUAGUGGAUUUGCCAAAGGGACAGAAAGAACCAUUUCACUAUGAUGGAGAUUUCAACUUGUUGCUCAGUGAUUGGUGGCAUAAAAGCGCUCAUGAACAAGAAGUUGGCCUCUCCUCUAAUCCUCUCAAGUGGAUUGGUGAACCCCAGACAUUGCUGAUCAAUGGAAGAGGACAAUUCAAUUGUUCAUUGGGGCCAGGCCAAAUUUAUGAACACAAGCCUUCCUCAAUGUAACGUCAAAGGAGGGGAAGAAUGUGCUCCUCA